UCGCGAGCCGUCGUCCGUCGUAGCUAAGAUGGCGACCACGACGUCGUCGUACACUCGCACGGGCGUGCUCGAAGUGUACGCCAAACAGCAGUGGCACAAAGUGCUGGCGACGCUCGAAGAGGACCAUCUUAGCUUAUGCCUGGACGAGAGCUACGAAGUACCACCGAUCACUAAUAAUGGCACGCUUUCGGAUAGCGAACCGAGCGACAUUCCGGAGAGCAUCGCCAACACCAAGCGGGUCGUGCGAGUAGUUAAGCAGGACAACAACGGUCUUGGGAUCAGCAUAAAGGGUGGCAAAGAAAACAAGAUGCCCAUCCUAAUUAGCAAGAUCUUCAAAGGCAUGGCGGCAGACACGACGGAACAACUUUACGUCGGAGACGCCAUCCUGUCGGUCAACGGGGAAGACCUGAGGGACGCAACACACGACGAAGCGGUCAGGGCCCUCAAGCGUGCCGGCAAGGUUGUUGACUUGGAAGUGAAAUACCUGCGCGAGGUGACGCCCUACUUCCGCAAAGCGUCCGUGCUGGCGGAGAUGGGCUGGGACUUCGCACCAGGCGGCUUGCUGUCCAGGGGAACUGCGGCGGCCACGCACCCACAGGGUCGGCCUGACUGCCGGCGCGUGCCCUUGCUACUGUGCCAGUUGGCGCGCUCGCUGACCGUGCCGGAGCCGCGUGUGCUUGAACUCCAUUCCCCCGACAGGCGCAGCGUGUGCCUACUUCGUUGCGCCGAUGCGGCCCAGUGCUCCGCCUGGUUCAACGCGCUGCAUGCGGCCCUGACGCGCGUCAUGGCACAGGCCGUGGUCGAGGCUGGACACCUGCUUCGUGAUGUCCUCGACCAGGCGCAGCUUCAGCACAUGGGCUGGCUCUCCGAGAAGACACGAGAAGAUUCAGUGACAGCCCAGUGGCGUGCCGUGUUUGUUGCAAUCACGGACAGGGACCUCCUGUUUUACGACCUGGUUCCCUGGACCAAGGAGGCCUGGGCUGUGCCUGUGCACAGUGUGCCUUUGCUCCACACCAGGCUUGUGACAACAAGUUCUGGCAGGGCCUCCGUGGGACCAUCUGCUGGGAAUGAGGCAACCACACUGACUCUGCGACUUGGCACACGUCAGGGAGUGCAGUCACGGCUCAUGCGUGUUGAAACACACCGAGACUUGGCAGUGUGGGCCCGUCACCUGGUUCAUGGCGCCCAUCUUGCUGUGGCUGCUGCUAAGGAAGUACGCUUUGCUUGUCUCUUUCAAGGCCAGGAAUGCACUCUUACAUUACAUUAUGAAGAUGGCUUUCUUCUACAAGAAAACCGCAGGCAACUGACUCUUUGGCAGUUUUCAUUUGAAAGAUUACGAAAUUCUGGUGAUGAUGGCAUGCGUCUUGCUUGGCUUGACUUUGGUGGAGAAGAUGGAGAAAAGGAGCUGGACUUGAUGCAGUGCCCCAAGCCAUUUGUGUUCACACUGCACACAUUCCUGUCUGCCAAAGUAACCCGAAUGGGCCUGGUAGCGUGACAGUUACAGGACCACCACGUUAUAGCAGCUGCUUCAACUGUGCAGCAGCAAUGGCCCAUUCUGGGGUGCUGAGCCAUACGUGCUACAGCGUGGUGGCUUCCCGGGAAGAUAGCAGCUGUGCACCUGUUGCCAGGAUUGUGUAAAAAUAUGAGCCAGAGCUGCGAGUGGGUUUAGUAUGGAACCAGAACAUUACUUCUGCUUGUGAGUGCUUGGGGUCUAAUGGUUAUGGCUUCAUGCAGGUGAGGUAGCAGGUAUAUAGCUCAACUGCUGCUCUAGCUGCCAUUCGUGUCCUUGCAACCUUUCAUGGCCUGCAGAUACCCUGGCAGCAGAUGUGCCUGCACUAACAGCCGCAGGUGAAUUUUUUCUACUGCAUCGUGGUGGUCUUGCAGGCUUGUUUCCUGGGAACACACAAAUAUACAACUGGAGAGGACCCUCAGGGGUUCAGCAUUUACACAGCAUAGGAAGUUUUUACACAACUACCCUUCAGGAACACUCAAGAAGAAGCUGGGACAUGCUGCCCAUUUAACAUGCACUCCAUCAGUUGUGACCCGGUGAUUUUCUAGGGUGCAACUUUUCAUCAUUUCACACAGCAGCAUUCCUUCAAGGAAUAAAAAAGGACAUCUAUCAUAUAGUGGAAUUGUAAUGCCUUGUAUCAGUGUGUAAGGAAUGAAUGCUAACAAGUAUGCCUCUGUAACAGAGUGGCAAGCCUUUCGAAGAUUCUCUCUGCUUAUUGGUGUACUACUAAAAAAUGUGCUUGUCUUGUUAGUAGCAAGACAGAAAUCUGUGCUGCAUCAUGUGACAAGUCUUGACCGGUGGACUUGCUCCCUAUUGUUGCUGCAUUCCAAGUGCAGGUCUUACGGUCGAUGCAUUAUUGGCAUAUUGGGCAAUGCCUUACCUUCAGUUCUUUAUCAUUGUAAUGCUUAUUCUGCUCAUGUUUGUUAUGUUUUGUUGGUUUAUACAUUCAUGUCUUGCAUUUCUGUUGCUAGUUAGAAUGCAACACAGUUUCAAUUGCACUUUGGAAUAAUCUUGUUUCCUUUGUUACAUUUUGGGCACCUUUGGCUGCAUUUAUUGAUAGUUCUUAAAGAGUAUGAAAACAAUAUUUUCACAGUUGAAUAUGGCAUUAAUGCGACUUUUCAAUCAGAGCAUGAAUUUGCAAAGUAUUCUUACCUCAUUGACGAAUAACAAAUGUGUGCUCUUUUACUAUGUCUGGUGUAAUGUCAGCUAUGUUUGGUCGAAAGAAAAGUUUGGGGGGGAGUCUGCUUAGUGGCAAAGGCUCUGAAACACCAGCUAUUUACAGUGGUAAUAAGCGGGUGUAAAUUCCAUGCCUGGCUAUGCGAAGCUACAUCAGGCUGAAGCAGCUAGGAAAGACGUAAUUUUUUUUUCAUGCGUGUAUGUGCAAGUCCAUAAUAUAUAUCACAUUCGUCAGCUAGUUCCAUAAUAUAUUUUUACUUGUUCCACAUAUUUUCUCUCAAAGUAUGCAAGACUAAUGUGCCAGGUCAGGAAACCUUCAAAAUUAUUUCGUUGGUUUUACACAACACUUCAUUAGGAUGGAAUCUUAACUAUUGUUCUCCAUGAAAACAAUAGCCUAAUGACUCUUCAGCCUGAGUUGCCAACUCUUAUAGGCUUACAUGUUCUUUAAUUAGCUUACUUUCACUUUACUUUAUUGUUUGAUUUUAGAAUUUAGGGACUGUUGCUCUGCCUUAAGACUUUAUUUUUUAUUAUUAUUGUUUGUGUGCUAUUGUGAUAAGCACGAGGCGCAACAUCUGAGCAGUUGCCAGACACUAUACAGUGCAUUGGUUCUGCCUGUAAUGCUGUAUAGUUGAGUGGAAGGCAGAGUCAGCAGUGUGCCUCACAUCUUUAGUGUCUUCAAUUCUCUUCUUUUUCGGAGGCACUGCAGCCAGUGAUUUCCAUACUUAUUGGGAGAUACUGAAACAUUAAAUGAGAGUGGCAGCCUGAGGUGGAAAAAUAAGCCACCAUGCUUAUGUGAAGCUUUAUUCUGCAGAGAAAUUGUAUCUUAAGUGAUUCGUUAACACUUGAUCAUCACUUUCAUAGAGGCAAUGCCAAUGAUUCUAGAAUCGAUAGAAGUUUAUAAAUCAAAGGGCCUUUCAAAUUUUGUUCUUGCUUAAAUAGCAUCUUGGCAGUUUAUCUCAGCAUACCCGAUUGCUUGUUGCAGUCAUGCUCGUGUGUUUUAACUUGUUUUUAUUGUGACACUAUUUGAUGGCUCCUUUAUUAUUAAUAUUUUCUAUGUGUGUUCUCAGAGUGUCAACAACUUUUUAUGGCUCACUUGCAUGUCACCUGAUGUGUGCUGUCAAAAUUUAAUAUUACAUUGGAUAGGACAAAGACAACUUGGGAUUUGGUGUUCAUGUUUCAUUUAAUUAUUGGUUCUUCUGUUAUAAUGAAGCCAAAAAUGCAAAGUAUCAUCUGUAGCAUAGGUUAUAGUGAGCCAAACUGUUGUUAAUGCAUAGCAUGAAUUAUGUAUUCUGGUGUCAGCCACAGUCACCACCAGAUUUUUUAGGCACACAAUUUUUAUGACCUGUUAUAAUCAUGAGAAGCCACACUGCACACCGCUGAAUUUUUUUUUUAUUAUGGUAAGCUUGUGUGACAUUUCAAAUAUGAGAACAAUGAACAACAUUGCCUCCACAAUCUCACCAUCAAGAAUCAUACUACAAUUUUGUUUGCAAACUCCCAAUGAGGCAUUGGUAGUAAAACAUAGGGGCCUAGCAAGCACAGCUGUGACAAAGCUUUUACAACAAACAGGGGAGUAGCAGAUAAAAAGCCAUCUCGGGAAGUUUGCCAUCAUUGGUUAUAUAGCACAAGAUUACACAUAAGGGCUAUUCCAACAGCUCGUAUCUCAAGUUUUUUUUUCGUCUGAAAAAUUGGGCGCUAACUUGUGUAAGAUGAGCAAGACAGCCUGCAGUUGUCACAGGGCACGUGCCACCUCCCCACUCCCUGCAACGAAUUUCUGCCUACACCACUGCAGCAGUAGUGACUUAAAAUCAGACAUUAAGGACCUGCCUGCAUGUUUUGGUUUGUGGCUUGGCUUGGUUGAACGAUGGACAGCAUGCCAACAUGGUGGUACCGUGUCAUCAUACAUGGAUUAGUCAAUUGAUUAAUGAUGAAUCAAAAUGCAUGCAUGUAAUUGUGAAGGAGACUUUCUGCUAACCCACAAGGAGGCAUUAUGCUUACAUUUUUUUCACAUAUACUGAGAUUUCUUUUUUUUUUCUUGUUCAAUGUCACCAUGCAUGUUCAUAAAAAAUUUUGUUCAUAAGAAGGUAUUUUUGUGUCCUAUGCAACUUCAUUAUAACAAAAUGCAUCUGUAUUUUUCUAAUGAUGAUGGAGUAUAGCUGUGCUGCUUGCAUUCAUUUAGCUACUAAUUUGUAGCUAUAAAGCAGCAAUUAUAGAUAUCACAGUUUUAUUUACCUCUUUGUUCCUUUGAGGAGUUUGAUUGCAAUUGAUGUGAGAGCUUUGUCAAGAAUACUUUGCACUAUGCUAUAGGUUGCUUGUUUAAUGAACAGAUGGUUUUGACAUGCCUUAAGCUAAUGUGAGGAAUAUCAUGGAAAUUGUACAGCAUAGAAAUGGGCAUCACAGCUGCUUAUUAUGCUACACUUACCUAUUCAAUUGGAAAAAGUAGUCUUGCAUUAACAGUUGCUAAACAUUUUUAUUUCUUGUUUUUUUUUCUCUACAGACACAAUGUACUUGUGUUCUCUUGGCUCUUCAAUGUGUGCAACUGCUGUAACUUUCGGGAGGCACCAGUUGAGUAGCAAUAUACCGCUUUGUGAGCAGAUAAGCUGGAACGAUGGAAUGUAAUGGGCUCUGUUACUUCUUAAUAUGCUUUGGUUGAAGCAAAUUCUAAGAGCAGAUGUGAAGCCUUGCUAGACCAGUCAAUCACCUUUGUGGAACUUGUUAUCUACAGAGAGAUUAGCUGAAGGUCAUUGAAAUUGAUGUCUAAUCUUCUCUUGUGCAAGUUUAAUCAUUUACAAAACAUGGUAAUUCUUGUGCUGGAGCAGCUUUUGCUACUUAUAUCUCAACAAAGGCGUGGUAAUUCGGUUAGGCACCUGAAAACAGAAUUAACAAUGUAUUGACCAAUCAAGCAAAGCACAAAAAUACCUGACUACACCACAUAUUUCAUGAAAGUCAUCAUAUUGGGCCUUGUUGUUCCAUUUUUAAAUAGGGACACUGGAUUAUGUUAAAUUACGCAAAUGUGACACAAAAUGUGGUGCUUUAUUGGCCAAGCCAGCAGUGACAUCACUGUGGGCAGCAUUUGCAUUUUUGAUGAGCUGGUUUCAUAUUUAAAAGUAAUUUCACCACAUUUGGGCUUUUCAUUUAUUUCUAAUUUAAUGAAAUUCUGCUUUUGAGUAAAAGUGACAGUUAUUAUUUUAAUACUAGUACCUGUCAUGUUGGCCCACUUAAAUGUCUGCCUUUAGUGCCUUUCUCUCUCUCUCUGUUUUUUUUUUGUAGUUGAGGAGAGGGUAUUUCUUUCAAUGAAAUUAUCAUCAUUGUCACUCCCUGUUUGCUAUCUUGAAUCUUCUUUGUGUAUGUCAAGGUGUUCCUGAAAAAUAUCUUGUAUUGGCCAUAUGACAGUGCAGCUUUGACUGUGGCUGCAAUAUCUUGUUUCUAGUCACCUAGAAUUCCUAAUAAAAAGCUCAUAGCUCUUAUUUGACGCACUAAGUUGUUGUCAGUAAUCUAAACUACCACUGUAAAUGUGGAGCCUGGAUUUUCUUUACUUAUAGGAAAAGAUAUUGUAGGCAUCACUUUUAUACAAGGGACAUUUUAUUUGGUAUAUCUGUUAAUACUAUACAUAACCAAAUGUUUCCAUACACUAAAAGCAAACUUUUUAUAAGUGCUGCUUUGGCAUGUGGAGACAUGGACUUUUUAUGUGUCUUACAUCUUGUGGUCUUGUCUAUAUGUGAGAAUUGCAGCUAAUAAGCAUAAAGAAUUGUGAUGAGGACGUAUUUUCAGAACUGCAGCAAGCUCAUUGAUGUAAGCAUGUCACAGACUGCAGCAUCGUUCCUGGUUGUGAAGUUUCAAUAAUAAUUACAGAAAAGUAUGGCCAGUCUGAAGAGCCGAGUUCAGUACUGACAGUUCUUUUAAUGGAGUUGUUGCUAGUGCCUGUAGAAGAAACAGGAUAUAUUUGUCUUUUUGACUGAAAGUUGUAAGAGAAGCUCAGGUUGUCGUGAAAGUGAAUAUUUAUUGUGGGAUAAAGCAAUAAGAGCAUCUGUCACAUGGAGCACUUGUUGGUGUUCAACAAAAGAAAAAUAGGUCCUGUAAACUGGACCUUUUGUUGCUUCCAAGUACAUUUCCUUUCUGUGGACAGUGCAAAAUAAUCUGAGCACUAUGGGGGCCAGUAUUCAUUGGCUGGCAACAACCUUGUUUUUAGCCUAUGUAAAGACGCUCCCUACCUUAUAUCAUGUUGUUUUCUGUAAUAUUUCUUUUAUACGCACAAAUAAACAUUCACACACAACAAGGAAAAACUGCAUUUUUACAACGAAAAUGGUUGAAUGGACAGCAGUUAAUGCCAAAAAAGCAAUUCUAUGAAAGGAUGCAAACUUGCAUGUAUUGCUUCUAUGUCAAGGUGUGGUCAUGCCUCAAUUAACAUUUGUAUUUAUACAAAGUUUGUGUACUGUUGUCAUCAUUGUUUGCACAGCUGUAAUGUGCAUGUUUGUACACAGUGGAUCCGGGGUAAUCUUACCAGUGCACUGCAUUCGCUGUACUUUGUAUGCAACUUUUUCACUCAAGUCAAUGCACAUUGGUGCACUAUGUUGUAUGUAUGCAAAGUUUUGAAGCCUGCACAGACACGCAUAUUGCUUUAAAGGGUUCCGAAGUAGUUGUUGAUCAAGCGGGUCUUGUAUUGUGGGACUCUUUUCUCAUUAGUAUAUCAAACGGUCCAUUGAACACAACUGCUGAACUGUUACACUACUGUAGUGCUGUGUGUCAUUGCACGGAAGUGGAAUUUACAAUAAGUGCUAAGUGCCCUUAUUUGCUAGCUCUGAAUGUUUUUGUGACCAUAGGUAUUAACAGUGUUCAAAUGACCUCUUCUGCUUAUUUCAGUGCUUGCUGACAGUGCAGAUGUAGUGUUAUACUUUUGUUGUUCAUUUCAGGCCUAUUGCAUGACAUUGCCUAUGCUGCUAUUCUCUUACUAAAGAACAAACACGUAAUGUGGUGUAGUAGUCGUAUCUUUUCCUAUAUAUAUAUAUCCAUUAUGGGGAGCCUGAAGUGUUAUGGUUUCUGCGUAAGAUGUAGUUGCCUCUAUCUACAAAGCUCUGUAAAUAAGUUGAAGGAGAUUGUAAAGUUUUCAGGUUUUUAAUGUGAUGUGAGUUGCUUUAUCAUAAGCCCUUUACUGUAAGUAAGUAGUUCAUCUGUCUACCAAGCUUUGUUAUGUUUGGUAUAUACAGAAUGCACAAAGGGAGUGUCAUGGUAGCUACUACAAUGUCUAUUAUUGUUUCUGAGCUGACUUUGUGACCAGAGCUGACAUGUUCGAUAGACUAAUGAUCCUUGUUAUGUCUGCUUUAUUUGUCUUGAGAUGUGUUUGCAGCACCUUGAGCUUAACAUAUCACUGUUACUACAUUCAUUUAUAAUGUGUGCCUCAAUAUGAUACAACUGCCCACAACAUUUUAGGUUUGUUCUCAUGUCCUUCUAUUUAGAAAGGUUAUUAAAGAAUAAUUUGCGAAGUAUCUUUUCAUUCUAUUUCACUUGGUUUGAAUUUUCACUUGCCUGGGUGAUAUGGGACCUCGAAAAGCUACUUUAGCUACAGUUACUGUUUUUUCAGAUGCCUAAAAGCUUUAUCUACUAUCUUGCAUCAAACAAUCGUUCAGCUCCAAUUGUUUGUGCACUUUAUUUCAGUGUAGCAAAAUAAAUGUUUAGAUGGUUGUAUGGAAUUCUAUCA
Messenger RNA from Rhipicephalus microplus (southern cattle tick), 8378 nucleotides. RefSeq names its product Syntrophin-like 1 (gene Syn1). Gene Ontology annotation, cellular component: intracellular anatomical structure; dystrophin-associated glycoprotein complex. NCBI's taxonomy places the organism in Eukaryota, Metazoa, Arthropoda, Arachnida, Ixodida, Ixodidae. The record is from RefSeq and is a predicted model, not a curated record. Gene Ontology annotation, molecular function: structural molecule activity; protein binding.